AUGCGCUCAAUAGCUGUCGCCUUUGCGGCCGUCUUCCUCUCGUUGCUGGUCGUGCUCCGCGCUAACGCGGCACUCUCGGAACCCAAGCUCAGAUACGUUCUCAACUCGGGCAAGCUCGCUCUCUCCACCGUCGACGGCUCAUCUCGUCUCUCGAAGGAAUUCUCGACACAUGCGGACUACUCGAAGAACACAUCGCCCUUCAGCCUUGCCGCUCCGACACAGCUGGAGAACGAUGAUGUGAUCCGACUUGGUUUCAGCUUGAGCGUGGAAGAAGCGACGGGCAAGAAGGUUGCCAAGGAUGGAUCGGCGCUCGGAAAGGAGCAUGUGCCUCAUCAGGCUUUCAUCGUACUCGCAUCGGAGCAGGACGAAAGUGCAUCACAUGCUUGGCCGGUCGCAGUCAAACCGAGCACUGGAAAAGUCACUUGGAACUUGAGAAUGGACAGGAUCCCUGCGUCGCUUCUUCGAGCCCCAUCCCCGUUGACACUCUCCAUCCUGAUUGCCAACUUUCCCACCAACUCGGCUCCCGAAGGCGCCUACUCGCCUCUCUCGCUCCCUCUCCUCUCGCUCAUCCCUCCGUCGAGCUUGGUGGACGCCGCCAUCGCCUCGGCAUCCUCCUCACUCUCUGCUCGCGAAAAGGCUGAGAUCGAACAGGGCUUCCACGGGCUUCCCGAGCACAAGCACACGUUCGGUAUCCCUCCCACCGAAACCAUGCCCAGCACCAAGAUCAGCGGUCUCGCCUCGCUCAUCACAGCGGCUGUCCCGUGGCUCUUCCUGAUCGCCGCGCUCGGUGUCAUCAAGCCUGAGAUCCAGUCGCCAUCUUCCAAGGCGCUGGUGCUGUUUGCAGCGUUGGCGGGAUUGGAGGCUCUAGCGGUGAGGUACUGGAUCGGCUUGACGCUGUUCCAGAUGCUGCCGCUGUUGUUGGGUGCAGGCCUGGUGACUGUGGUUGUGGGGAGGAGCGCGUUGGUGGAGCUCAGGAAGAAGAGGCUUGCAGUGUCGUCGUAG
Messenger RNA from Pseudozyma hubeiensis SY62, 1002 nucleotides. RefSeq names its product oligosaccharyl transferase delta subunit. The transcript is spliced from 2 exons. NCBI's taxonomy places the organism in Eukaryota, Fungi, Basidiomycota, Ustilaginomycetes, Ustilaginales, Ustilaginaceae. Bases 1 to 1002 code for a protein of 333 amino acids. The record is from RefSeq and is a predicted model, not a curated record. Gene Ontology annotation, biological process: protein N-linked glycosylation. Gene Ontology annotation, cellular component: oligosaccharyltransferase complex; membrane.